UUCAGGGGAUUCUCUCAGUUUGCUCAUGGGCACGCGGGAUUCUCUCAGUCGCAUUCGAGGCCACCGGCGGCGAUGCUCCAGCCAACUCUGGGCAAUAAUCCAGCCUACACCGGGGAGGCUUCCACGGCGGCAGCCCAUCCGACUGGACCGGUACGGGAGUGCACUAUUUGCAAAAUGCCCACAGCAGGGCUCUGGACCGCGACGACUGUGCAAGGUACUACACGGGUGGGAACCCCGCUGCCCCUGUGCGACGCUUGCCACAGCAAAAUCUUCAGCUGGGACAGGCCUCUACAGCAUCUGCACCAAUAUCUUGCCACCACAGCUGUGGGUCGCGGCGCUGGGUCGAUACAUUCGUUUCUUACAGCUAUCGGUCGCGCCGGCGGGUCGGAUCAGGGGGACUUCGUUCUGGCGAUGAGGUUGCUCCCGCAGCCGCCGGGCGAUCCAGCCGGUGGGAGUGUGCCCUUCUUCGGCAUCGGCGUGCCGAGCGGCUACGUUUUCUUCUCCGGCGGCCAGAACCAGAUCGCCAGUUCCGACGGGCUGGCGCCGGCACCGCCACAGUCUGCAAUGAGCCCAUGGUGCGUUGUUUGCAACAAUGCCGCGGGGGCGCUUUGGGACUGGCUGCCCAUCUGCAAGGCUUGCUACCACAGGGCUCGCUACAACAGGGAGUUCUACAGGGCUCGCAUGCAGAUCGGCAACGCCAGUGCGGCCCUGGCUCAGGCCCAGGCUCAGGCUCAGGCUCUGGCUCUGAAGGAUCGGGCUUAUCAGGCUAUGGCUCAGCAGGCUCUGGGUCAGAAGGCUCAGAAGGCUCAGGCUCAGGGUAUUGCCAUUGAUCAGCAGCGGCCAUUGAUCACGCUCUACCCCCGCCACGCCCCGCGACCAAGUGGAUGCCGUUAUUGCGGAUAUCGUUAUUGCGAGCAGACCACGUGCGAGACUUGCUGUAGAUUGAUGGAACUAUAAACUUGAGUAGAUCCAUCGAUGAAACUAUAAACUUGAGUAGAUCGACGGAACUAUAUAUAUACUUGUAGGACUUGAUUCCUUGCCACUUAGUAGAUGAAACUAUACUUGCUGUGGA
Triticum aestivum (bread wheat) is the source of this 1072-nucleotide messenger RNA. RefSeq lists its product as uncharacterized. The transcript is spliced from 6 exons. The coding region runs from base 73 to 957 and encodes 294 amino acids. NCBI's taxonomy places the organism in Eukaryota, Viridiplantae, Streptophyta, Magnoliopsida, Poales, Poaceae. The record is from RefSeq and is a predicted model, not a curated record.